GUUGCCAUUCUCCUGUGAGCGAUGGCGGCAAGUACUGACUAUCUCUAUCCCGUCCUGGUAGAAGGGGACUGGGGUCCAGACGUCGCUAAAGUUUUGAAAACUAAACUUCAGCUUUAUUUCCAAAGUCGAAAAAAAUCGAACGGCGGAGACUGCGUAGUGGAAUAUGAGGAUCUGUCAGCAAAGCAAGCAAUAGUCUGUUUCGCCUCCCCGGAAACAAGAUGUCGAGUGUUAGAGAAAGAGUCACAUGAAAUCGAUUUGCAAAAGAGAGGAAAACUUCGCUUAACUGUCAAAUCUCUAGGAGAUGCUGAUGGGGACUGUGCCACAACACCACAACUGGCUUCAAGACAGUCUGACCUGGAUACUGUAAGAAAACUACGCAAGACAGAAACAGGUGCUCAGGCAGUGUUGAACCAAGAAGCUCAUUCAGUGGAGAAUGACCAAUUAAUGAGGAAACUUCAUGAAGAUAAGAAUGAAGAUCCUAUACAAUCAUCAGCUGUAGUGCUACGAAAUCUUCCGAAAAGUUCCACAUGCGAAAUGCUAAGUCUACUGAUUGAAAAUUUUACUGGAUUAACUCAAGAAGCUGAUCAUUUCAGUGUGGAAAUAUUGAAUGAAAUGAAUGUGGCAGUUGUGACAUUCAAAACUAACAUUGACACAAAUGACUUCAUUGAAAAGUGCUCCAGAAAAGUAUUGAGUAACAGCCAACAGAUUAUGGCACAGCAGCUGGAGAUAACAACAAGUGUGAGAGUGGAGAAUCUACCUUCCAAUGUCAGUGACCAAUUCUUAAAACUGUACUUUGAAAAUCCGAGAAAUGGAAGCGGAGAUGUGACUGCCAUUGAAAUGGCACCUGAGGACAAUGUAGCAAUUGUUUCUUUUGAAAGUUCUAAUGUUCUGGAUACCAUCUUGGCUAAAACACACAUUAUUGAGGAAACUCCAGUCUAUGUCUAUCCCUACUUCAAGAGUUUGGGUUCAGCUUUAUAUGGCAACAAAGGACCAGUUGUGAAAAUGCCUGAUCCCUUCACCAUCAAGAUUAAUCCCUACGUCUUACAGUUUCUUAAGAAAGACAGAAGGCGAAUUGCAGAAAUCAAAGACAAAAUGUCAGUGCAUCAUUGUAACAUUGACACAGACUUGUCAGAUUCUAUCAAGAUAUCUCCAACGUUUUCAGGACAAGAAAAUUCAUUCAAAAAACUUGUUAAGAAGUGGAAUCAAGUGGCUUCAGAUAAUUUAACUGAUAUCCUGUCAAAAUACAAAGCCGUUGAAAAUAAUGUGAGGCGACAUAUCUGGGAAACAAUUCAGAGAGAUCUUGACCAGUAUUUGAACCAAGAUAUUGUUGUCAUACCAGCUAUUUCAAAUGGACAAGUAAUAGUCGCUGGAGAAUCUGACAGUGUAGAUACUUUUCAACAAUUAUUCCAAUCAGUUGUGUGUAAAGCCAUUGAUGAAUUGGAAAGAAAGAAACAGAGUUUGACUGAGAAAGUGAACUGUGAUCCUGCUGAAUAUAAUUUAUUAUUGAGCACUGGUCUUGAAAAGCGUAUUUCCACAACAUUCCCAAACAUUAAAAUGGAAUGGAAUGCAUCUGCAGGUCAUAUUACAUUAUAUGGUUUGCCUAAAGAUGUUUAUGCUGCCAAAAGUGACAUUUUAGAAGAACGUGUUCAAGUAAAAAGAAAACAAGUUGAUAUGAACCCUCACCUUAUUGAUUUUCUACAAAAAUUAGAUUCCACUGAAAUGUCCUGCUGCUUGUUCAUAUCAAAUGGAAUCAAUGCUGUGUAUGACAUUAAAGAUAACAACAUGCUACUGAUAGGAAGUAAGGAUUGUUUUUUACGUGCAGCAGAGGAACAGAUCAGAAAACAUUUGAAUUUCAAAUAUAUUGAGGUAGAAGAUUCAGGAGUCAUUAAAAUGCAUGAGUGGGCACAACUGAAAAGAAAAUUGUGCAUGAAGCUAAAUUCUCCCAUGAUACAGGUUGAAAUCAAGGAUAUGCCACUAGAUGACCAUGUGCAGGUCAUUAUCUUUGGCUAUUCUGGGCCUGUCAUGGAUGUUUUUGAAAUGCUUUCAGAUUUUGUCAAGAAAAACACAAUCAUUCAAAAAGAAGUUUCCUUGAAAUCUGCUGGAAUCCUGCAGUUUUUGAUGGAUAUUAAGAAACUUGAUUUUCUCCACCCAGCAGCAAAGGACCUGAAAAUUGAAGUUAAUAUUGUGAAAAAUAGUUCAAGUGUUUUACUAUCUGGUCCCCAAGUGUAUGUCCUUAAAAUAGAGAAUGAUCUUUUAAGUGAAGCUGCCAAGGUAAUUAGUUCUGUCUUUGAAAUUACUAAACCGGGAACAAAGAAGGUUUUCAAAGGAAAAGAAGAUAUGUAUGUUUCUACAGUGAUGCAUAAAUUUGGUUGCAUUCUAAAGAUGGUUGAGCCUGGAGUCUUUGGAGACAAUGCUAAAUUGGGCAAAGCUCACUAUAAAGUGCAGUUACCUGGUGGGCCUUUAGUAAUUGUUUAUAAAGGAGACCUCUGCAAGACUGAAGUUGAUGUGGUUGUCAAUGCAGCAAAUGAAGAACUGCAGCACAUUGGAGGCCUUGCAGCAGCUCUACUAAAAGCAGCUGGCCCAAUAUUGCAAACUGAUUCCAACCGGAUUGUUAACAGUCAAGGAUCCCUUGCACCUGGAGGUGCAGUUAUUACUGGUGCUGGUAAACUACCAUGUUCCAGAGUAAUUCAUGCAGUUGGUCCAAGAUGGAUGGCAACUGAUGCAGACAAAGCUAAGAAAGACUUAAGGAAGGCCAUAAUUCAAAGUCUGCAUCUUACAGAAAGCCACAAUUUGAAGACUAUAGCAAUUCCUGCUAUUAGUUCAGGAAUAUUUGGAUUUCCAUUGAAUUUAUGUGCAGAAGUCAUUGUCAGAUCAAUAAGAGAGCACUAUCUUAAUUCACGGGGUGGCAGUUCAAUAAAAGAAAUCCAUUUAGUAAAUCUUGAUGAACAAACAGUUCAAGCCGUUUCAGUUGCAGUUCAGAAAAUCUUGGGUGAAUUUGCACUUAUUGGACCUACUCCCACACCUCCAAAAACGCCUUACAGUGGCAGCAAGAUAAGCAACAGAAGCAUGAAUUGUGUGCAUGAAGCCCAGACAAAGGAAGGUCUAAAUGUUUUUAUUCUCAAAGGCGGAAUCCAAGAUGUAGCUACUGACGUCAUUGUAAAUGUAAUUGGAAUGGAUUUUGAUCUUAGCAGUGGUGCAGUUUCCCAAGCACUGUUAAAGAAAGCUGGUCCGAAACUCCAACAGUUACUGUUACAUGAAAAGAUGAGUAAAAAGCAUGCUGUAGGAAAAAUUAUCGAAACAAAAGGAUGUAAUCUUAACUGUACUGAAGUCUUUCAUGUUAUUGCUCCUGGUUGGGAUCAAGGGAAGGGAGAUGCAUGCAAGUUGUUAAAAAAUAUAAUCAAAGACUGUCUAAAGAAUAUAGAAGCAUUACAGCUGUCUUCCAUCGCAUUCCCAGCAAUUGGAACAGGAAAAUUGUGUUUUCCAAAGGAUUUUGUUGCAAGCUUGAUGAUUGAAAUUGUUGUCAAGUUCAGUAGUAAGAGAAAUAUAAAACACCUUCAGAACGUUUAUUUUGUGAUACAUCCUGAUGAUGAUUCUACUUUACAGGCAAUGUCCCACGAAUUCAAAAGAACUUUUAACCCCCAGCAGAAAAUGACGCAGAAACCCUCAGAGAAUGUGUUUGGAACAGUUUCCUCACAUGCAUUAAAUCAUGUUGAAGUUCAAAUAGGACCGAUUUCAAUGGAAGUUGUAACAGGAGACAUAACGUGUGAGAAAACUGAUGUCAUUGUCAACUCAACAAACAGUAACUUCACUCUGAGAGCAGGUGUUUCCAAGGCGAUACUAGAUGCUGCGGGUCAAACUGUAGAAGAUGAAUGCAAAGUCCUUGGCAUCCAGCCAAAUAAUGGAAUAAUAACAACAAAUGCAGGAAACUUAGCGUGUAAAAAGAUAAUUCACAUGGUUGGACAAACAGACCCAAAUCAAAUACGAGCUUUUAUUGGUACAAUUCUUCGGAAGUGUGAAGAUGAGAAAUUUUCCUCAGUUGCUUUCCCUGCACUCGGAACAGGACAAGGACGAGUAAACCCUUCCCAAGUUGCCAAUGCAAUGAUUGAUUCAGUCGGUGAUUUUGUAAGCAGACAAUCUUCAACUUAUUUGCGGAAGAUUCGCAUUGUUAUUUUUCAACCACAAAUGUUCAGUGAAUUUCAGAACCAUCUGCAAAAACAUGAUAGGUCUAAUCUGACAGAAUCAGAAUCUUUGUGGAAUAAAGCAAAAAAUGCAGUUGCAGGAUUUUUUUGGCCUGAUCAAAGUAAAGAGAAGAAACAACACUUUACUGAAGACUAUAUUGUAUUCAAAGAUCAGAUAGAUCCUGUUCCGUUUGAAAUCUGUGGAGCAAGUGAGCAAACUGUAGAAAAGGCAAAAUCCUGGAUCGAACAGUUAAUUUUUUCAGAACAUGAUAUGAAAGUCAUUAGCAGUGAUUACUUAUUUCAGUUCUCUGAAAAAGAAGAAGAAGAAUUAACAGCACUCCAGAAGAAACUGGAAAUCAAAAUAGAGUUGAAAUUGAAACCAUCUGGAGCUGAGGCCAUUGUUUCUGGCACCGCUAAGGAUGUUUCAUCUGCUUAUUUGAAAAUUCAAGAAAUGAUUAAUAAUCUGAGAGAAAGCGAAUUCAGAAGAAGAGAUGAAGAACUUCUCAACAAUUUAGUAGAAUGGUCCUUUGAACAAGGCGCACAGUUCAUGCCUUUUGACAAGGCUGUCAACCUCAAUCUGGAAAAGGCAUUCAAUGAAGACAAAACUCAACUCAUCAUUGAUUGGCAAGCCAAACAUUGGAAGGUGGAUUUAAGAAAAAAUACUGCAGUUGACAGUAAAGAAAAUGUAAUUAAAUUAAAAAGGGUUUUGAAAACAGAAGGAUUUACAACAGACAACAUUCCACACCAUUGGCAUGACAUGCAAAAAUCACAAUACAAAUCUGUGCAGUUACAACAACAAUCCCAAGAAUUUCAGGAUGUCGUGAAGUCAGUAACAAAGUCAGAGAAUUUGGGAUUAAGAAGACAGAUUAAGAUUGUGAAGAUCGAAAGAUUGCAAAGCAUGUGUCUUUGGAAAAAUUAUAUGAUUAAAAAGCAACAGCUGGACGAUAAGAAUCCUCCUAGCACUAAUAAUGAACACAUCCUAUUUCAUGGAACAUCACAAGACACCCUUGAAUCAAUCAACCAUCAUGGAUUUAAUCGUAGUUAUGCAGGAAGGAAUGCCACAGCAUUGGGGAAGGGCACCUAUUUUGCUGUAAGUGCAACUUACUCUGCUCAGGAAACGUAUUCAAGGACUGAUCCUAAUGGAUUUAAGUAUAUGUAUCGUGCUCGAGUACUUACUGGAAUGUAUUGUCAAGGACAGUCAGGAAUGGUGACUCCCCCUUCAAAGUCUCCAACAAAUCCUACAGACUUGUAUGACAGCGUUGUUGAUAAUCAGCAAAACCCAACAAUGUUUGUCAUUUUCAAUGAUAUUCAAGCCUAUCCAGAAUACUUAAUCACCUUCACAUUAUAGAAUCAUUUCAGAUAGAAAAGCCCAUUACAUUGGCGUAUAUGUGUUCUCUUAAAUUUGUAUAACUCAACUAAAAUUGGUUCCAACUUUCUUAAUCUUUCAGUCAAUAUAGUAGUAUUGCUAUCCUGAAAUUAGAUUUUAGUUCAGGAAAAUAACUCUGAAUAGCUAUUGAAAUUAUUAGGUAGCAGGACCAGAAAACUUUAUUUCAGGUCUGAACAAUGAGAUCCAAUCCUGAUCAGAUUGAGAUUAAUUUCUGAAUUUGCUAUCUUUAAGUAUCUAACACAAAAUUAUCUUGGACAGUCUCAAGCCAGUUUCUAAUUGGCAUAGGACUUAAGAAUAAACUUCUGAGAGAAAUAACUCUAUUCUAGCAAAUAAAGAUUAUACCAAUUCUUUACAUAGUAUUUUUGAAAUAUAAGUUGAGAGUUUUUUGAAUUUUGGAGCUCCAAAUCUCAGGAGCAAAAUUUAUAUCAGCUCCCCUUGAAAUUGCUGUAAUGUUUCCACGUGUUUUUAGUAAAGUGCAGUUUCCCAAAAUAAUUCAAGUCCACGCAUUGAUGUCAGGGCAACAUUACUGAAAAACCUCACAAAAUAUUGAAGUUAAAAGGAAAGCCCCGCUGUCUAACUGUAGCUUAAUUGCUGGUAUUUGAUGUUUGUCCUUGCCAUUUUUGAUUAGAUCAUCACCAGGUGAAUUCCCGUAACUUUAUUUGGCAACCAAUAUUGGAUGUAAUUGUGAUAAUUCUUGCAUCCGUGAACUACUUGACAGUUAACUAGAGCAGAUCCAUGAUCAUUUCUGAUGUUAGCUUCCUUGGUUGGGAAUUGCUCAUUCAAAGUGAAAGUGAAUGGGUUAAAAUGAAUAAAUAAGCAGUGGUAAGGCCAGUACUGAUAUGUAUGCCUGUGGUUUAACUUUAUUUGAAAAUGCUCCUAAUUAGAACACUUAAUGGGGAAGCAGAAAUCAGAAAUUCAAGUGGAGAUGACCCACUGGAUCUGGGCUUGUCUGAAUACUCAACAUAAGACUGGAGGUGGUUUCAGAAACAUAGAAAAUGACGCAGGGAAAGUGAACAUAUUUCAGGUGGGCUAGAGUAGAGGAAACUUCAGCUUUCAUUUUUAAAAAUUAGGUUAACUGCACUGUCUGAGAGGAGUACUUCAAGACAUGAAGCUAAUAAACUCAUUGGUUGAGGUGUUUCUAUUUGCAAUCAUAUAAAAGCAACUCAUCUUUUCAACUUUAAUUGACAAGGCCAAAGUUCAAUCUCAUUUGAUCAUUUUCUCUCUUGGUGUAAAGCUAUAGUUUAGGCCUUCAUAACUGCGAAGACAAUAUAUGCAAAGAACCAUUAGUAUUUGCUAAUAUUCUCCUUUAUUUAGUAAUUAAUGGAUUUCAAUAAUUUUUGACAAAAGAAAGAAUUGCUGAAACCUAUUGAUGCCAAAUUCACUAACUAUCAGUGACUGCUUUGAAAUAUUCAAAUAUAUCACAUUCUUCCUGUUUGCAAUUUAUGUUCAUGAUUGUCAUGCAAAAUUAGAAAUGUGAUUUUCAUUUUGUAUUAAUGCUCUGAUUAAAGGUUUAUGACAUGCUUGUAAGGUAUUUUAUACAGAAUUAAUAAAACUACUGGAUAUCUCCUAAACAGAA
Messenger RNA from Chiloscyllium plagiosum (whitespotted bambooshark), 7141 nucleotides. RefSeq names its product protein mono-ADP-ribosyltransferase PARP14-like. Lineage: Eukaryota; Metazoa; Chordata; Chondrichthyes; Orectolobiformes; Hemiscylliidae. The record is from RefSeq and is a predicted model, not a curated record. Gene Ontology annotation, biological process: protein poly-ADP-ribosylation; negative regulation of gene expression. Gene Ontology annotation, molecular function: transcription corepressor activity; nucleic acid binding; NAD+ poly-ADP-ribosyltransferase activity. Gene Ontology annotation, cellular component: cytoplasm; nucleus.